This is a messenger RNA of Ruditapes philippinarum (Manila clam), 995 nucleotides long. RefSeq lists its product as uncharacterized. Lineage: Eukaryota; Metazoa; Mollusca; Bivalvia; Venerida; Veneridae. The transcript is spliced from 3 exons. The annotation marks the transcript as partial. The record is from RefSeq and is a predicted model, not a curated record.
GUAUUUUCUUUCUACAGAGUCUCACGGCCAAGAGUUCUGUGUGACAAGACGAACAACAUAACAACGAAUAAAAAAUGAAACAAUGGAGAUGCCAUCAUUGAAGAACUGUGAUAUAGCUAGGGGGCAUGAACAUUACCUCUGUCAUAUAUUGUUAUUGGAACAAGCGUCGCCCAUCGCAUUAAAGGCCAUAAUAGAACAAAAAAAGAAAAACUGUGGUAAAGAUAUUGGUAUUUUGUUAAAUGAGUAUAGAGAUGCGUUUAAAACCAGGUACGAAACAGAGUAUCUUCAAUUAUUUCAAGAAGAUAGUGUGAAUGAUGACAUUGAUACGUGGGACACUCUUCAAUUAUGUGCUGUGACAUUAGUUUUGUUUGAAUCAUAUCUAACGGGUCAAGAAAUUAAAGCCAUUCAAGACAUAUAUGAUCAGAGAAAAGAUAUUGAAAAAUACGCCGAAUGUGCCUCAUUAUCAUUUAAGACCUACGAGGAGAAACAAGAUUUAGUGCACGAGCAAUUACUCGAGUUGAUAAAGCUUAUAGACCAAAGUGCUAAUUAUAAUUGUAAACGUAUGAUGUAUUCAUUUGAGCCUGAAUCGAUGAAUUUAAGCGAAAGUCAGGUAUGCAAACUAACAGGGACAAAAGAUGUCAAAACUCAUCUUCAAGUUGCAAUUGAAGUAAAAUUAGAAACACAGAGUACACUUACUGGCGAAGAUAACACUCAAGUGCUCCAGACAAAUGACCAAAUCUUCAUUGAAGAACUUCAGAACAAGAAUGUCUAUAUCAAUGAUUCAGUCGUUUUAAGAUGUAAACUUGACACUCCAGUGGGUGAUAAUGUUGAAUGGAGAAAAGAUUGUAAGCUGAUCAAAAUUACAGACAAUAUGGUAUUCAUGAACAACCAUUGCACCCACUGGUUAGCUAUAACACAAGCAUCAGUGGAAGACACGGGAAAAUAUUCGUGUGUAUGUGGCCAUAUUUCAACAUCUGCUGAUCUAACUGUUAUAG